GCCGCUCGCAGCCAAAUCCAGCUAUCUGCUGUGUUCAGAUGCUGCGGUUGGUUCCAGCGCGGAUGAAGGGGGCCCCACGGAGGACGGGUCCAGUUAUCCAGGGUGGAGGGAGCAGGUGGAGUCGUCGGCCAGAGGACGGAGGCCCGAGAGUCUCGAGCACACGGCUGAAGAGAAACACAGAAGGAUGGAGGAGAGGAAAACAAAGGUGCUGAACAUGCUUUCCAAACUGCAGGACGACACGCCUCGUCAGCCAAACGGCAACAAAGGUCACUCCAACUUCGAGGAAUUCGACUUUUUGGCAAAGUAUUGCAUUUUCAGUCAGGAGAAGCUGGCGGAGUACAAAAGAGCUUUUGAAGCAGAGGACGGUGAUGGUGACGGCUACAUCUCCUGCCUUCAGGUUCUACUCGCUCUAAAAAACAUCAUUCCUCCAGAGCUGCUGUCUGACGAAGAAGAGAUCUACGUUUACAGGAUCCUGGAGAUGGUGGACUUCAGAGUGACAGAUGGGCUCGUGGACUUGAGGCUCUUUGCUGUGAUUGCGAGCCUGGCACAGAAAAUAGCCACCAUGGACGAGUUCAUGCGAUCACAAAUCACCGACAUGGACUUCCGCUCGUUAGAAGUGAGGCUCUUCAAAGUGAAGCAACUGUUCCUGUUCCUCCUGGAGGAGCAGCACGGCGACGCUGGAGCUCAGCAGGGCUUCAUCAGCGCAGAGCAUUUGCUCCUGGAGCUGAAGGCCGGGGGGAUCCAUCUGGAGCAGGAGGCGGCCAUCAGGCUGGAGCUGCAGCACAUCCCCCCCCUGGACCUGCUGGACUUCCUGGCCUACCUGCCGCUCUUCAUGCUCAUUCACAAGUCGGUCAUCGCCAACCCUCUGGAUGACUCCAGCAACCUCUGAGCUCUUGAAGGCUCUGUGACACCAGCAUUUAAAAUGGUGAGAUGUUGUAGAAAGUUCAAUCAUCUCAAAGUUGGAAAUGUUCUGACUCUAUCUCCGACUUGGGGAAAAGAACCACAGAAUAGACUUUAACUAUCGCUAGGCAAGCUAGUUAGCAGGACAUUCUAACAUUAGCAGACAGAAACUCUUCUUCUCUGGUUUUGAGCCUGAUGUCGAGUAACUGUUGCCAAGCUACCGUUGGACAAACGCUGGCUUUAACGAGCGGUCACUUUAGUUUUCUUCCUACCACCCAAGUAUUAAACCAAAUGGGUCUUAACAAAUAAUGACUUCCUGCACAAAGAAGCAGAUAAAAGAAAGGUCCACAGGCAGCUCUAUGACGUGUGUUUGUGUCUCUCUGAUGUAUAAACAUCCAGAGGACACUUUGUGCUCUCGCUAGAGACAUAAAAAUAACCUUCUUUCACUCAUGACUUCUCCUGAGUCCUUGAUAGUUUGAGCAUUAUUAGGAUUAUAAGUGUUAUUAAUGUGAAGUUUCAUGUGAAGUGCAGUCUAAGUUCUCCAACUCGCUGCGUGUUCCUGUUUCUGAAGCAACAACUGCUUAUUGUUCUGGAGUAAAAAACAACAUGUGAGGCGCUCGGACUGUUGUCCUCUUCUAUCCAACUUAAUCAGCGCUGAUGAAUGAUAUUCAAUAAGAUAUUCAACUAAUAUAGUUUGAGCCAUUGUUUUGCCUCGGCUUUGCCAAUUAGAUAUGGCCGUGCUCUCCUGCGGUUCAUACACGCAUGACAGACCGCAGCAGAGGAAAACAUAAUGCAGUCUGACAGGCAAAGCAGGAUUGUUAGAUCGGGGACGUAAUGUACGCAGCAUAUGUCAUCAUUUAAAACCCUCCGACUGACAACGCUGUGUUUAAAAAUACUCUUAAGAUGAACAAGAGUUUGUAAAACGUUCUUUUUAUGUCCAAUAAAGAGUUACUCUCAUGUG
This is a messenger RNA of Cottoperca gobio, 1861 nucleotides long. RefSeq lists its product as uncharacterized. Lineage: Eukaryota; Metazoa; Chordata; Actinopteri; Perciformes; Bovichtidae. Bases 185 to 889 code for a protein of 234 amino acids. Gene Ontology annotation, molecular function: calcium ion binding. The transcript has 7 exons. The record is from RefSeq and is a predicted model, not a curated record.